Oppiella nova is the source of this 396-nucleotide messenger RNA. The record is from the annotation of a GenBank genome assembly. NCBI's taxonomy places the organism in Eukaryota, Metazoa, Arthropoda, Arachnida, Sarcoptiformes, Oppiidae.
UAUUUUUAGAAAUUAUGCAAAAAAUACAAAUGUUACUAGUUCAUAAUAAAUUGUGUGAUUCAGUGAUCAGAUUGUGAACAAAGAAUAUCGCAAUGAGUCGAGUGAUCGACGAAUCGACACCUUUUGAUGAUAAAUAUCGGUUGGAUUUAUGCAUCAAAACGGGUCGAUUUAGUUGUAUCUAUCGGUGCACUAAUAAGUAUAAGCCGGAUAAAUUUGUGGUCAAAAUAAUCGAUUACUCCAAGUUAUCAUUUGACGACAACUUGUGUGUGGGCACAGCUUUGAAAGACGAGUGUCAGUGCUAUGAGAGAGUGGUUCACAAACACAUCGCACAGAUAUACGAGUCUUACGUCCUGUCCAACAGAAUCGUAUGUCUUGUCUAUGAAUUGUGAGUCAAUA